This is a messenger RNA of Eublepharis macularius, 1509 nucleotides long. It is a transcript of the gene CTDNEP1, whose product is annotated as CTD nuclear envelope phosphatase 1. Bases 280 to 1014 code for a protein of 244 amino acids. Gene Ontology annotation, molecular function: protein serine/threonine phosphatase activity. Lineage: Eukaryota; Metazoa; Chordata; Lepidosauria; Squamata; Eublepharidae. The transcript has 8 exons. The record is from RefSeq and is a predicted model, not a curated record.
GGCGCUGUCGGUUGCCCCGGAAGUGGCCUGAAGAAGAGCCCAGAGUCGGCGGGGCAGGGGGAAGCGGUCCCUCCGGCGUCGGAAGUGACCGGCAGCGGCCGUCGUGGGCAGCGCGCAUGGCGGAGCCCGCGGGCACGGGCUGAGCCCAGCCGGAGGGCGGCCGGUUGGUCGGCCGGGCCCUCGCCCGCCUCGGCGCCCCCUCCUCCCUCCCACGUCCUCCCUCCUUCCGUCCUGGCGGAGCUGGGCCGGGUCGGGGGCGCGGCGGGGCCCGCCGGCGGGAUGAUGCGCUCCCAGUGCCUGCUCGGCCUUCGCGCCUUCCUCGCCUUCGCCGCCAAGCUCUGGGGCUUCCUGCUUUACCUCCUGCGCCGCCAGGCCCGCACCGUGAUCCAGUAUCAGACAGUGCGCUACGACAUCCUUCCCCUUUCCAAAGUCUCACGAGAACGGCUCAAUCAGGUGAAGAGAAAGAUCCUCGUCCUAGACCUGGAUGAGACGCUCAUCCACUCCCAUCACGAUGGGGUCCUGAGGCCCACAGUGAGGCCCGGCACACCCCCCGAUUUCAUCCUCAAGGUUGUCAUAGACAAGCACCCAGUCCGCUUUUUUGUACAUAAGAGGCCACAUGUGGACUUUUUUCUAGAAGUGGUGAGCCAGUGGUAUGAGCUGGUGGUCUUCACAGCCAGCAUGGAAAUCUACGGCUCUGCUGUGGCCGACAAGCUAGACAAUAAUAGGAGCAUCUUAAAGAGGAGAUACUACAGACAGCACUGCACUUUGGAGCUGGGCAGUUACAUCAAAGAUCUUUCCGUUGUACAUAAUGACCUGUCCAGCAUCGUCAUCUUGGACAAUUCACCGGGAGCCUACAGGAGCCAUCCAGAUAACGCGAUCCCCAUCAAGUCCUGGUUCAGUGACCCCGGUGACACGGCCCUUCUCAACCUGCUCCCCAUGCUCGAUGCCUUGAGGUUCACAGCGGAUGUCCGGUCAGUGCUCAGUCGGAAUCUGCACCAGCAUCGCCUUUGGUGACAGCGGCUCCUCCUUUCUUCAGGGUUUGGCCCACAGUCUCUGCCUUAUCCUGCCACCGUGCCCCUCUGCCCUUGCCACCUGGACUCUGGUGACCGUGUUUGGACUCAGCACAGCGGCUGGGAACGGGCUUGGUGCAAACCAGCCUCCCCUCACAUGAGCCCGCGGGCGCCUGCUUCCACUUUGGCCUGUGCCCCCUGCGCACCUUCUGCUCAUCGACCGGCAGGGUGGAGGCCCACAGAGAUAUUGGGGUGGGGGAGAGAACGGCACUGUUGGCGUGGCACCAGCUGCUUGGGGGCAGAUGGGCAAGAAAGGGGGUGAAACAAGCCAGACGCACCCUGGAGUGCGACAGACACUUGGAGACGAGGCUGCGGUUCUCAUUUUAAAGACCUGGCUCCCUGUACCAAGAGCUCCCUUCUCCGGCUUCUUUUUUCCCCUUUUUGACCUUACUUUCCGGAUAAAGACAGAGGCCCCCUUCAUCUGAUAAGGGCUUCUAGA